Aureobasidium subglaciale EXF-2481 is the source of this 1176-nucleotide messenger RNA. RefSeq lists its product as uncharacterized. Gene Ontology annotation, molecular function: protein binding. The record is from RefSeq and is a predicted model, not a curated record. Lineage: Eukaryota; Fungi; Ascomycota; Dothideomycetes; Dothideales; Saccotheciaceae. The coding region runs from base 1 to 1176 and encodes 391 amino acids. The transcript is spliced from 4 exons.
AUGGCAGCUGCUUUGGACGCUAUUGGUCUCAUCAGUGGUGGUCUUGGUAUCAUCCAGUUCUUCUUGGACAACGUUCCAUCCAGUACUCCUCAGGGAGCAUCAGUCCAGAUCAAAGCAGGUCUUGGUGAUGAUACUUCCGAUAACCUGGGCGGCGGCAUCGACAAUGUCUAUGCCUUCGAUUACAACAAUAACUACCUUGGUGUCUCUAGUGGCUGCUCUAUGGGCGACGGCGGCGUAUGCCAAGUCACUGUAGACCAGGGUAAUGCUGGCGUUCAAGCCGACUAUGUCUCAAUCUCCAACGGCAACGAUGCAACUUGUAUCGCUUGGGUCUCUGUCAGUCAGUUUGACAGUUCGCCUGGAGGUGCCUGGACUGGUGACAUCGGCUACAACUGCGGCGACAUCUGGUACUAUGGUAAUCAGUUGGCUGGUAGAAACCCCGACGGCUCUGAGUAUCGCCCCUACUGCGCUUGGUUCGAUGGUGACCACACAAACGGCUUCCAAUAUGCUUCCCUCAAGUUCACCGUCCGCGCUUAUGGAGAGAAGGCAAGCGAUACCAUCAGCCAGAACAAAGUCUGCUCAGCCAGCAUCUUUGGUGCAGACACUGGACCCAUCAAUGGUCAACCCGAGUCCAUCUCCAAGAAGCGCUCUGUCAAACGAGCUCCUUCGACACGUCGGUCUUGGAUGGAGAAUCGUCUUAUCAUUUCGAGUCAUGCAGGUCACACGGCAGAACACCUAUGCAACUCUGCUACCAGCUGGGGUCCUGACUUCGUUGGUGCUGAUGGGCAAUUCUGUGACAUGGCUACAAAGACUCUGUCUCCUCUUUGCUCCAAGGAGGACGUCGACGGAUGUAUAGAUGUAAGUCAGAACGGGACGGUAGUCGCUAAACGUUCGAUCGCGCGUCGCUCGGUGCCAAUCACCAAGGCCAACAUUCCUCGCGACUACCUUGUUACGGUCUUGUUGAGAAUGGCUGACCGCUUCUCAGUGGAAUGGUCGAUCAAAUACGAAGUACCCGUACACAGGCAGUUGUUGGCUUACUUCUCAUCCUAUUUUAAGGCAGCCUUCGAGAGUGGCUUUGCCGAGAGUACACAGGAAGUCUUUGUUCUUGAAGGUCUUUCUGCCAUCACGUACCAAGAGCUUUUCAGAUGGCUAUACACAAAACAACUCGACCUCUUGUAA